AUGCCGUCCAAAAAAGUUCUUAUCGUCCUGAGCGAUGCAGACUCAUUUCCUCUGAAGAAGACGUCCGGGCCCGACGCCGGCCAAACGGUGGACCAGCCCUCGGGGUUCUUUCUUCAAGAACUAGCCAAGCCCCUCCAGAAACUUCUCGACAACGGCCAUGAGGUGACCUUUGCCUCCCCUAAAGGCAAAGAACCGACCCCAGAUCCGAAUAGUGUAAGCCUACUGGCAUACGCAGGAAACUUCUACGAACGACAGCGUGAGAAUGAUCUUAUGGAACGCAUGAAAGCCGAAAAUGGAUUCACCCGUCCACGAACGUUCAGCUCCAUCAGCGAUGAGGAAUUAUCAACCUUCGCUGGAGUCUUCAUUCCAGGCGGACAUGCUCCUCUUGCCGAUCUCGGUGAUGACCCAGAGCUGGGCCGUAUUUUGCGGUACUUUAACAAGGAGAAUAAGCCCACUGCGGCGAUUUGUCAUGGUCCAUAUGCACUGCUGAGCACAAAGAAGGCCGGCGACGGGUCGUUUGUGUAUGAUGGGUACAAGAUUACCUCAUGGAGUGAUGCGGAGGAGAAGGCGGUAGAAACAUUGUUGGGUGGGGAAGUCGAGAAAGUCGAGUCGGCGUUGAAGAAUGCAGGCGCCGUGAUGGUUGAAGGAGUACCUGAGAAGUUUGGCGGAACCACACUACAUCGAGAGUUGGUUACUGGUGGAAAUCCCUUAGCAGCGAAUGCUCUUGGUGAUCGAUUUGUGAGGAUGAUUAGUGUAUGA
Messenger RNA from Penicillium pulvis, 759 nucleotides. RefSeq names its product type 1 glutamine amidotransferase domain-containing protein. The record is from RefSeq and is a predicted model, not a curated record. The transcript has a single exon. NCBI's taxonomy places the organism in Eukaryota, Fungi, Ascomycota, Eurotiomycetes, Eurotiales, Aspergillaceae. Bases 1 to 759 code for a protein of 252 amino acids.